Messenger RNA from Ahaetulla prasina, 999 nucleotides. RefSeq names its product L antigen family member 3 (gene LAGE3). Lineage: Eukaryota; Metazoa; Chordata; Lepidosauria; Squamata; Colubridae. The record is from RefSeq and is a predicted model, not a curated record. Gene Ontology annotation, cellular component: EKC/KEOPS complex. The transcript has 4 exons. Bases 130 to 396 code for a protein of 88 amino acids.
GCCGUGAAAGGAGGACGGCUGGGCGUUUUGGGUUUUUUUUAAAUCUUCCCACACUUAUCUUCAGAUGUUUGCCAAUCCUCAUACUAACUAGUCCAACUAUGCUUAGUUUUUAUAAACUCAGCUAUCAAAAUGGGCAUUAUUAAACACAUACACUGUGAACUGAAAAUUCCUUUUCCAUCGUCAACACUGGCCAAGAUUGCCUUGGGUUCCCUGGCCCCAGAUCCUGAGCCUCGGAAAGGAGGGAUCACCAAAGAACUGAACGUGACAGACAACAUUUUACAUGUGCAAUGGAGAGCAGAGGAAGCUAGGAUCCUGCGUGUUUCCAUUAACUCCUUCUUGGACCAUCUCUCCUUGGUGGUGGAAACUAUGGAUCUAUUUGGACCACCCAUGUCUUGAUAAACUGUUACACCAGAUCAUGAAAGAUUAUGGAUUUUGUUGGAUAUUGGACUUGGCCAUUCAUGGCUGAUUUCAGAGGAGGCAUUGGACAGCCCUUUCUUGGAGUCAGGAUGGAAAACAGAUGUGUACUUGCACUAUGGUGCUCAAGAACCUGAUAAACCAUGGUGCACCAAGAAGUAGGCAAGCUUAGAGCUGCCUUGGCCUUUCCCCCCACUAACCUGAUGUUCUCCAGAUACGUUAGACUUCAAGUUCCACAAGCUUCUGGCUAAGGUUCUAGAUUGGGAAGAUAAAUUUUAAUGAAAGUUAUGUUUAUAUGAUAUGUAUUUUUAUUACAUUAUCCUGUUCAUCUUAUACCCUGUAUGCAUUUACUAAUAAAAUAUUUUUGGCUAUGGGAGAAAACUGCUGGACAAAUGACAUGGGUCAUAACAAAAUCUUAAGAAAUAUGUUUUUUGGGGUGGCCUCCUGAAUUAAAAGGUUUAUGAACAUGAUGCAAACAUCAGGGGACGCUAAUAGAGUGUUCAGAAGAGGAUGCCAUCUGUGAUCUAAAAAUAGAAACAGGAAACAUCAUCUAUUCUUUUCAUUAAAUAUGUCCUGCAAGGCUUA